This is a messenger RNA of Galendromus occidentalis (western predatory mite), 4818 nucleotides long. RefSeq names its product dentin sialophosphoprotein. Lineage: Eukaryota; Metazoa; Arthropoda; Arachnida; Mesostigmata; Phytoseiidae. The record is from RefSeq and is a predicted model, not a curated record. The coding region runs from base 1 to 4818 and encodes 1605 amino acids. The transcript has 9 exons.
AUGACAGCCGAAGCGUCGCAAGCAACGCCCGCGCCGUCCUUCCAAGACUCGUCGAAUUCGCCGACGAUCCCUCAAGAUUCAACGACCGAGAAAGCGGAGGAAACGGGUCGUUCGAUAUUUCGGAAGUUCUCCAUUUCUCUCGGAGGUCGGAAAAAUUCGACGAAGUCGCUAGAGGUUUCCGAAGGUAAAACUGAGAGUGUGCUCGGAAGUAUUUCAUCGUCUUCGUCCGCCCCGACUGACGCAGGAAACGAUGCUCCUCCUGACGAAAAACGAAAGCCCCUAUCCGAGGGAUCAGCAAAACAAUCGAAAAACGCUGCAGAGCCCGAGGUGUACUUGAAGUCCGGGGACUAUCAAGAAGGAGAUAGUUCCGCCGUGCUCGACUUCGAGACAGCUGCAGCAACGUCCACGCCGAUUGGACCCAAUUCUGUCGCAGACGACUCAAGAGAUUCGGCAUCGGGGGGUGACGUGAUUCAGAACGAGGCUAAAGGGGCAAGAAGAAAAUCAUCGACGACCUCAACAGCAUCCUCGGGGAAAAACAGUAGAGACAAGACGACUGCACCUCUGGGGGAUCAUGUGAACAACAACGAGAACAAAACUUCCGACGACGGCGACGAUCCGAAAAACGGCCGACAUAAUGAACAAUCUGACAGCGCCGAAAACAACGCGUUGAGUGUCGGCAAAAGCGCCGCCAACAGCAACACCAACAAUAACAACAACACCACCGACGUCAGAAAAGAUUCGACGACAUUCAGCGGAGCGCCGAGGGGCAAACGAACCGGGCGAAAGUUGAGCGACUUAAAGGCGGUGCAAAAAAAGGGCGAAACUCUUCUGCACAGGAAAAAUAACUCGAGGGGGCGCUUCAAGGGGGGACCCACGAGGAGCCAGGAGCAACGGGUGGGGCUGACUUCGGAGGAAGAACGAGAAACGGACACGUUCCGAGAAACUUUCGACGACAUCCAUGAGACGAGUGUGGUCGACCUUCGCGCAGCAGCUUUUUUGAAUCGCAGCGCGCCCGACCUCAACUCGGCAGGUGGUGAUAGUAGUCAGUUUCAGUCUUAUUCUGAGAGCAGAAAGCUUAAUAAUACUGCGGGCACGUUGGGCGUUGCACGCAGCCGAUUCGGUCAUUCGUUACAUGACCUGAACGGCGAAAGCGUCGCAAGCCACAGUCAGCGUCGGAGUAAGUAUCGAAGUCAUGACCUUGAUGACGUUCAUGUAGACGUUGCAGCGUUGAGCGGAGGUAAGUCGAGCACGCGUCGCCGAGUCAUCCUAAAAAAAUCAAACCUAUCGACUCGUACUCGACAUAAAUCGAGCACGACAGUGGAAACCGCCGCAGUGUCCCUCAUCGACGCGUCGGGUGAGAACGUCCACUUCAGCGAAGAACAAAUCGACAGAAAAUUCGAACGGAUUUCGAGCGGCGCAUCCGCGUCGGAACGUGCCGUUUCGAGAAGCUCGAUGUCGCUCUCAAUCGCGGUGUCCGUCAAGGAGAUCGAGGACAUCACAACGCAAACCAACGCGUCGGGCGACGAUGGUUUUGAUUCGAAAAACGCGCCUGCUGCGUCAGCGUCAGCGGCGGCGGCGAAAUCUUCGAAUAAAUCGAUGGAGGAGGACGACGACGAUCUCGAGACCACGGCCGACAAGGAAAACAGCAACCGCUCGGGAAAUUCUGAGGAGCGCGUGACGAGUUCGGAAUCCAUCGAUAACGAGAGGAUGCGUGCCGUUAUCAGUCCGGGUGCCUCCGUCCCGAUUCUCGAUAGUGAAGGCAACGAGGUCGGUGACAUCGAAGUCGGAGUUGCCAACUCCGUGGAGGAAAUGCUCUCCACGGUUAAUGCGGUUACGAGCGCCGUUUCCGAUAGCGUGAACACGGUCUCACGACGAAUCGGGGCCGAGGAACAGAACGCCAACAAAAUAUCGGAGAUCGCAGCCGACGGAACCCAGUCGUCGAAACAGACCGCUAUCGACGACGACAAUGUCGGGACCGAAACUCCCAGCACAGAUAUCGUGGGGCUGGGGAACUACGAGAGUGACGUCACGACGCCGGGUCUCGAGCAGACAAUCGAAGUCAGCGUUGAAUCCACUCCCGAAAACAAAUUCAACGACGAGGAAGGCGGCGAAACAAAGGACGAGGAAUCCACUGAGGAAUCCGAAUUUCUAUUGAGCGCGAUCUCUGAGAGAGGAGAAAGCGCUUUGCCAACAUCCGAUGAUCUCGACACGGAAAUCGAGAACCGUGGACUGGGCCAAACGGAUCAUCAUGAACACCCGGGCGAUGAAGAUGACGACGAUCGAGUCGAAGACUCCGGAGUGGUUUUCAUCGAUAACGGCCAAACAGUCUCGACGCAAUCCGCGACGACCACGUCCGCUUCUCCGAGUCCAUCCGCCGUGGCGCAGAGAGGUUCAGCCACCACGGUCAGAACCCCGAGAGGAGAAUCCGAGUUGAGGAAUACUUCGGCCUCAAGCCAAAAGACGCCCAUACCGGCGGAGAGGAGGACUUCGUCAGCUGCUAGCGGACCAGCAAGUCCGAGAGCUUCGCGAAAUUCCUCCGCUCGGGAGAGCCCGCGAUCCGGGAGAUUUUCCGCAGCGUCCUCCGCGAGAGAUUCGAAGUCGUCGUCCGCGAGCUCGACGAAGCCAGGGCCACCCCCAGUCGCCAAAGACGAGAAACAGGACUCGAAGAGCGGAACACCGCAGACGUUGGCGGGCGGGCGAACUCGAACAGUCACUCCCGCCGACACGAAGCCCUCCUCGACAAAGAGCCCCCCUCUACCGAAAAAACGGAAUUCUGUGCAAUCAGAGAAUUCCGGGAGUGGUAAGAGCGACACAUCCCGUGGAGCAGCGGGAACUUCACAGCCGAAACCUCGCUCUGGAGAAAGCACCGCGGGUUCAAACAAGAGGUCGCCCCCCAAUAGGAAUUCCCGACGUGGUUCGAAAGAAAACCUGCCUGCCGAUACCCGGGAUGGCGAUCUCUCUCAGGACGUUGCCAAGCAGCCGGUCGGCGGAAGCUCCCAACCACCCCCAGCGAUCACUCCGAGAGCUUCGAAAGCAACGUCUCCGAAAGGUUCGAAGUCGACGUCGCCGAAAGGGUCAAAGUCGACGUCUCCGAAAGGGUCGAAGUCGAACUCAACGAAAACAUCGAGGACCAGCUCGCUUGAGUCCAGGGGCUCGUCCUCGUCGAGACCAACGUCGGCGAAGGCAAGGACGAGUGCCGGGUCUGGGAUUGCCCGCGAAGGCACUUACGUAAAACAAGCGGACGACAAUCGAACCACUCCAUCAGAGCUCAUAGAGUCGGCGAGAAUCAUCGUCGAGGAAACCGUUGAACGAGCCGCGAGGUCGCUCAGUGCUUCGCUCCAUUCGGCGAGUAUGUCCAGAGAGGAUAGUAAGUCAUUAACGACUUCGGAGGACGUCGUAACGGUCGUCGAGGCGGCCGGCAGGACGGAUUCGAGGCUUUCGAAUGACACCGUGAUUAUCGAGAAAGGAGACGACCUUGUCGUCGCCGGGGAUCGGCACGCCGUUGACACGAUUGCGUCAGAGGAUGUCGGAAUCCCCGCGGCAAACACGCACCCGGUCCCACGAACCGACGAGCCACUAGAGAGGGAUCGAACGAAAGGAGACUCGACCAGUAAAAUGAUCCACGCAAAAAACGCGAGGAACGGUGCCGAUGGCCUCGGUGAGGCAAGAAGGGAACGUCGAAAUGCCGAAGCCCCAAAGCAAACUCGCAUCGCUGCCAACGCUGACUCAGUUCAGAGCGUAGACGAAACAGAUUCGACAGGUCUGCGAACUCCAGACUCGAAAACGACGACGCUGGAUGAUUCAAUGUCUCUUCCGAACGACUCAGGUCAUGCCACCGAGGAGGACCGCGGUAGCUCUCCUGAUAUUCGAGGUAGCGAUAUUAUAGCUGCUAUCGCCAGCGAUCCCCACAGCGACUCCGCCUCAAGCAAAAAAUCAACGCGAACUGUAAAACGCGCCCCCAGAACGCUCACAUCUCAAGCUCCUGUCGCGGUCCCCAUCCCAAAAGCCACUACCCGCAGCACUCGCAAAUCUCCCGCCCGAAGCCGUCGCAAUAAAUCCCCUCCUCCGCCAGAAAAGUACCUGAACCGUCUGAAGCGAUCGAAGUCUGAAGGGGUCGCACUUCACAAGCUCCAAACGCAGAGCGGCGACCAGACCGGAAGUCGCGUGAACUCGCGAGCCUCCGAGGGCGGCGAGGGUCGGCUAAGCCGUCUGCAGUCGAAAUCUGUCGCCGAAAUUGAGCAACAACGUCACGAAGAGAUGGAGAAGCUUCGCGCUAAACUCGACACACUCCGUUCCGAACGACAAGAAUGCGAAGUGCAGAAAGAGGAAAUGGUCAAACACGUGAGGAGUCUGCACGCCAAGCUAAUCCAGGAGAAGGAAGCAGUCCAUGAAUUGUGGAGGAAGCGGUAUCUGGAGGAGAAGAAAUUGACCCCGAAGAUCGAGGAAGAGAGCGCCAAAUGGAGACUAGAGCUUGAGAGGAUCCAUAAGGAUAUGAUCACGAAGGUUGAGGGACGAGACCCCAACGACGCAAAAUCACCGUUUUCGCGGCUGGAGGAACCCUCGAACAAGGUGUCCUACAAAAUUAUGGUUGCGAGGUUGCUGCAGGAAAUUGAAGAUUUGAAACGGAGACUAGAAACCACCAAACUCAGGCUGGGAGCUGAGGCCAAGCUGAGAGCAAUGGCUGAAAAAGACGUUCGCACGCUUCGGGAAGAUCUCAUCCAGAAGAAAAUUCAGGUGACCUUAACGAGAAAGGAAACUGAUUCUGUCAUCGCCCCCUUCUAUCGAGACACAAUUUAUUCCCUACAUCCUCUGAUGUGA